Messenger RNA from Salvia miltiorrhiza (redroot sage), 1080 nucleotides. RefSeq lists its product as uncharacterized. The coding region runs from base 244 to 756 and encodes 170 amino acids. The record is from RefSeq and is a predicted model, not a curated record. The transcript has 5 exons. NCBI's taxonomy places the organism in Eukaryota, Viridiplantae, Streptophyta, Magnoliopsida, Lamiales, Lamiaceae.
AUUUCAAAGCUCACAUAUCACUCCCGCCAAUUCAUCUCACUGUUCCGGCGCGGCUCCUCUUCAGUUUCUCUCACCGCCCUCCUCUCACCGCCAAGAUUAUUGUGCCGCCGCCACCGUCGUCGCUCCGACGCUCACUGUCGCAGCCGCGGCGCCACGCUCCCGCAGCCGCCGUCAAUUGAGUGGCUUGUGCCAGAGAUCAAGGAUUUCAGAUUAUUGAGGACUACUGUAUUUGGCAUUUCAGAAAUGCUUUCACAAAUUCUGAGGGAUGUUUGUGGUGGUUCAGUUACUUUUGGUCUUUUGUGUUCUUACACUGUUGGGGUCCUAUCGAUCCGAUUGGGUGGGGACGAUGCUAGUCUACUGGUUGAUUGCAUGAUGAAUUCCGUAGCUGCGCUAUACUGGGUGGUUGGUCUUUGCAGUAUCACAUACGGGUUGUUCCAGCCAUUUGCUACUGGACUGAUGGUCACCGCUGUGGGUCUCGUCACGACUGCAAUCCGGGUUUGGUACGUGCUAACGGGACAGGUAACCGGUGGGCUCUAUUAUGAGGUCGUCAACAUCGCAAUAUCCUUCCUAUUCUCUCUCAUUUUCCGCGGAAGCGUGCAACGCGCUUUCGCUAAAUUGAGAGGGGACACAGCCCAGUCGAUAGCCGAGAUAGCCGAGCAGCUGCAGGAGAUACGCACGACUCAAUCGGAUAUAAUCUACCGACUUAAUAAUCUUCAAGCAUCGGUAUCUGCUUUGCAAUCUACUUUGCAAAAGUAGAGUCGGUGGAGUUUGGCUAGUGGAGGAAGAUGACUCCACUUCUAAAGCUUGUACAGAGGUAGCUACUUCGCCCGUAAAGAAAGAUCCUUCCGCCUCUUCUGACUUUCCGACGUCACCUGUAGCAACUUAACGUCAAGCAUUUAGCCUCCUCAAAACGACUGAACUUCACACAUGAAUCUUGCAAAUAUUCACUUGUAAAGCUUUUAUCAAGCAUUUAGCCUCCUCAAAACGAUUGAACUUCAUGCAUGAAUCUUGACAUUUGCAUGACGUUGUUGGACAUUUAGUUGCUUUCGAUUCUAUUGGGAAAAUUUAGAAUUUUAUUCU